Condylostylus longicornis is the source of this 1237-nucleotide messenger RNA. It is a transcript of the gene MRG15, whose product is annotated as nuA4 complex subunit EAF3 homolog. Lineage: Eukaryota; Metazoa; Arthropoda; Insecta; Diptera; Dolichopodidae. Gene Ontology annotation, cellular component: NuA4 histone acetyltransferase complex; nucleus. The transcript has 5 exons. The coding region runs from base 69 to 1154 and encodes 361 amino acids. Gene Ontology annotation, biological process: chromatin organization; regulation of DNA-templated transcription. The record is from RefSeq and is a predicted model, not a curated record.
GAAAACAUUGGGUAAAGACUAAAGACGCAUCCAAAACAAUUUAAAAAUUAACUUCUAUAUGCUUAAAUAUGACUGAUAAAAAGUUUAAAUUUGCUGAAGGUGAGAAGGUUUUGUGUUUUCAUGGACCUCUCAUAUAUGAAGCAAAAGCACUAAAAGUUAAGGUACAGGAUAAACAAAUAAAAUAUUUAAUUCAUUACGCUGGAUGGAACAAAAACUGGGAUGAAUGGGUUCCUGAAAAUCGAGUUCUGAAGUACAAUGAAGCAAAUGUCCAAAAACAACAGGAAGUUUCAAAACAACAUAAACUUGCAGCUAAAAAUAAAAAAAGUGCGUCAAAAGGGAAGAAAGAUUCUAGCAGUGACUCAAGAGCGUCAACUCCUUCUAAAGAAAUCACAACCAAAGAUGUGGGAGCAACUUCUACACCUUCAGGUCCUAUACGUGGCAGACCUAUUAAAACAACUGGAAACACUGGUACAUCUAAUUCAGCAAAUAACUCCACAAGUGCAACAUCCAAAGAGAAGGAUAAAGAAAAAGAUUCUAAAAAAGAGGACAAAGAAAAAGAAAAGGAAGAAGAGCCAAAGAAAAAACGGGGGAAAAUUGAAAACUCUUCUGUAGAAACUGAAGAACAAUUUUUGACAAAAGUGGAAAUAAAAAUAAAAAUUCCUGAAGAACUCAAACCAUGUCUUGUAGACGACUGGGAUGCUAUUACACGUCAACAUAAGUUAAUUGAAAUACCUGCAAAAAUUACGGUGCAGAAAAUUAUGGAUAGUUAUUUAGAAUACAAAAAAUCAGCUAAAACAACUAGUGCUAGCAAAGAUAUUGCUGUUAAUGAUGUAGUAAAUGGACUUAUUGAAUAUUUUAAUGUGAUGCUGGGCUCGCAAUUGUUAUACAAAUUCGAAAGGCCACAGUAUUCCGAAAUCUUGACUCAACAUCCUGAUAAACCAAUGUCGAAAAUAUAUGGAGGAUUUCAUUUACUUAGAUUAUUUGUAAAACUGGGUUCAAUGUUGGCUUUUACACAUUUAGACGAAAAAUCAGUGCAAACUUUAUUAAUUCAUUUGAACGAUUUCCUUAAAUAUUUGGUAAAAAAUAGUGCAACUUAUUUUAGUAUGUCAAAUUUUGUUAAUUCAAGUCCAGAAUAUCAACGACAAACACAAUAAAAAUUUGUAUUAUAAAUCACAUAUUUGUGCUCUAAGCCUUGUUUUAUGUAUUCCUAAAAAUAAACAGAAAUAAAUACCUGUAG